Molecule: messenger RNA, 982 nt
Organism: Carassius carassius (crucian carp)
Lineage: Eukaryota; Metazoa; Chordata; Actinopteri; Cypriniformes; Cyprinidae
Product: complement factor D-like
Exons: 5
Coding region: 51-803 (250 amino acids)
Biological process (GO): proteolysis
Molecular function (GO): serine-type endopeptidase activity
Source: RefSeq, a predicted model, not a curated record
CAGCCCAGUGUUGUUCAGACUCAGAAACAUACAAAAAUCGAUCAUUCACCAUGAAUAGACUGAUAUUUGCCGCUUUUCUGCUUUAUGCAGCAUCUCAAACUGGUGAAUGCAUCACAGGAGGACAAGAGGCUGUAGCACACUCUUAUCCGUACAUGGCUUCACUUCAGUGGAAUGGAAAACAUGAGUGCGGUGGCUUUCUGAUCUCCAGGCAGUGGGUGAUGAGUGCAGCACACUGCUUUAAGGAUGGGAGAACAUCUGAUGUCAAGGUUGUGUUGGGUGCUCACUCUCUUUCAGAUGCUGAGGGCACUAAACAAACCUUUAAAGCUACUGCAGUCUACAACCAUCCUAAUUUCCAGAUAAGCAACUAUGACAAUGAUAUUGCCCUCCUCAAGCUGGAUAAGCCAAUCACUGAGAGCAAUGCAGUGAAACCAGUGAAAUUCCAGCGUGAAGGUGGGUUUGACCCAGAAAAGGAUGCUGAUGUGAAAACAGUUGGGUGGGGUUCCUUGAACAACCUGGGAGGACGACCAGACAAACUGCAAGAGCUCACUAUCAAAGUCAUGGAACGAUGGCUCUGUGGCCGCGGUGACUACUAUGGAACAAAGUUCACAAAUAACAUGCUCUGUGCUGCAGAAAGACGAAAGGACACCUGUGAUGGUGACUCCGGAGGUCCUCUCUUAUACAAGGACAUUGCUGUGGGAAUAACCUCUAAUGGAGGGAAGAAAUGUGGUUCCGCCAAAAAGCCUGGACUCUACACAAUCAUCUCCCACUACACUAAGUGGAUUUACAGUAAAAUCACCCAGUAAAAAAGGGAAAAAAUAAGCAAUUUUAAUCCUAGGAAGAAUUUAAUACAAAAUUAAGCCAUUUAAUCCUAGGAAGCUUUUUUCAAGAUAAGAAUCCUUUGCAUGACAUUUAUAUUUUUUUAGGCACUGUAUAUGUACUGCUCUUUUCUACAUCAAUAAAAACUUUUCUACAUCUACCUUAA